Lotus japonicus is the source of this 1653-nucleotide messenger RNA. Its product is annotated as pyruvate dehydrogenase E1 component subunit beta-3, chloroplastic-like. Gene Ontology annotation, molecular function: pyruvate dehydrogenase (acetyl-transferring) activity. The record is from RefSeq and is a predicted model, not a curated record. The transcript has 4 exons. NCBI's taxonomy places the organism in Eukaryota, Viridiplantae, Streptophyta, Magnoliopsida, Fabales, Fabaceae. The coding region runs from base 222 to 1421 and encodes 399 amino acids. Gene Ontology annotation, biological process: pyruvate decarboxylation to acetyl-CoA.
CGUUAAAACCUGUUACACAUACACACAACACAAAGCUGUGAACUAAACAACAUUCCUCAAUUUCUCCGCCCAAUCUGUGUUUUUUUCCAAUCCCAUUGCAUUGUAUUUGCCUCUUCUUCCUCUUCUAUAUAGUUUCUCGCAACUCUUUCUUUCCUCUGUUCAUUGCAUUUCCACCCUUGUUGCUUGCCAAACUUCGAUCUCCUCGGUGACUGUUUCAAUCAAUGGCGACCCUUUUCCAGGGAGUAGGAGCUGCCACUGCAUUCUCCGCCUCCAACAAAUUGCACCUCCCAUCUCGUGGAUCCCUCUCAGAAAGCAAAGGUAGCAUAUUUGUUGUCAGAUCUGAUGCAUGGAUGAACAACCUCCUCAACCUAGAAGCUCGACAGCCUCAGCGAUUGAUUACUAGUGCAGUUGCAACGAAAGCAGACAGUUCCGCAUCAACGAAAACUGGGCAUGAACUUCUUCUUUUUGAAGCCUUACGUGAAGGUUUGGAAGAAGAAAUGGAAAGGGAUCCCCGAGUAUGCGUCAUGGGUGAAGAUGUAGGUGAUUAUGGUGGGUCUUACAAGGUGACUAAAGGCCUAGCCCCUAAGUUUGGAGACCUCAGGGUUUUGGACACCCCUAUUGCUGAAAAUGCCUUCACAGGCAUGGGCAUUGGGGCUGCCAUGACUGGUCUGAGGCCAAUUAUUGAGGGCAUGAACAUGGGAUUUCUGCUUCUUGCAUUUAACCAGAUCUCUAACAACUGUGGCAUGCUCCACUACACAUCUGGAGGCCAGUUUAAGAUACCGGUUGUUAUUCGUGGACCUGGUGGAGUCGGGCGGCAACUUGGGGCUGAGCACUCGCAGCGACUGGAGUCAUAUUUUCAGUCAAUCCCUGGAAUCCAGAUGGUGGCUUGCUCAACCCCUUACAAUGCUAAGGGCCUGAUGAAAGCUGCAAUCCGAAGUGAGAACCCUGUGAUACUUUUUGAGCAUGUAUUGCUUUAUAACCUCAAGGAGAGAAUCCCAGAUGAAGAGUAUGUAUUGUCACUUGAAGAAGCUGAGAUGGUUAGGCCUGGGGAACAUAUCACAAUUUUAACCUAUUCCAGAAUGAGGUAUCAUGUAAUGCAAGCUGCAAAGACACUGGUGAACAAAGGGUAUGAUCCUGAGGUGAUUGACAUCAGGUCUUUGAAACCAUUUGACCUUCACACAAUAGGGAAUUCAGUGAAGAAAACUCAUCGUGUGCUGAUUGUGGAAGAGUGCAUGCGUACUGGUGGAAUUGGUGCUAGCCUUACAGCUGCUAUCACUGAAAAUUUCAAUGACUAUUUGGAUGCUCCUGUUGUGUGUUUAUCCUCUCAGGAUGUGCCAACCCCAUACACAGGGCCAUUGGAGGAAUGGACAGUGGUGCAACCUGCUCAGAUUGUGACAGCAGUUGAGCAGCUAUGCCAGUAAUUGUUCAAAAUAUCACCUCCAAUAAGGACAUGGUUCUGUUCAACCUACUAUAGCUAGAACUUCCUUUACAAUUUUCUCUCUUCUUCCUUCUCUUUCACUUCUUGGUCCCCUCACUAUAAAUGUUUUGGAUAUCCUUUGUAAUGUUUUUACAAAAUAUUUACAAUUUGUCAACACAAUGUGGGAUCGUAGUCUCAAUCCAUUUGUCUUUAUGAAUCAGUUUGUUUCAUUUUCA